This is a messenger RNA of Chara braunii, 2980 nucleotides long. The record is from the annotation of a GenBank genome assembly. NCBI's taxonomy places the organism in Eukaryota, Viridiplantae, Streptophyta, Charophyceae, Charales, Characeae.
UGAAGACAGGAAAAAAAAAGAUGGUGACAUGACAAUUGCGGAAUCCUCCUCCAGUGUGCGAACUGGGAACAUAGAUUUUGCCGGUGAAAAUUGCCUGUUCGUUUUCUAUUCGACUGCCCGUGCUUUCAGUGAGUAGAUGAUAUCCGACUCCUCAUCAUCAGCGGCAACCCCGUCAUCGUCAUCAUCGUGGGCAUCGUGAUCGUGAACAGGAGGGAGAGGGGGCGCGGGAGAUGGCGGCAGCGGUGGCGGGUUGGUCGGGGGAAACGCUGCGCAACUAUGCGGUGCUAAGCGGCGGAGUCGGUGCGCGGAACGGCAGCGUUGCGCGGUCGUCCGCGUGUUGCUCGUCCUCGUGCGCGGCGGCGGCAGCGUUGGCCAAGCGACGCGCAGCUGGAGGAGGAGGAGUGGUGGAACGACCUCUGCGCUGCCGUGGAGUGGGAGCGGGCGUCGGGGUGCGCGAUGGCGGCCUCAGCACGCAACUUGAUAGCCUGUGCCUUAAACGGCAUUGCCAAGUGUUCUUCGACCAGGCGACGCGGAGCGGCAGCGCCAGAGAGGGGGAGAGCAGAGGGAGAAGGAGGGGGCGCAGGCGAGGGGGUCGGCGGACAACAUGCGAGGCCACUGCAGCGGCUUCGUCGGUGGAAGAGCGAGCACUAGCGGCGGCGGAAGCGGACGCGUCAGCGGACAAUCCCACUGACGCAGACGACCGCUAUGGAAGACAGUUCUUCCCCCUCGCUUCUAUCAUUGGGCAGGAGUCGAUCAAGGAAGCUCUGUUGCUGGGUGCCGUGGAUCAAUCGGUUGGUGGCGUUGUGAUCUCGGGUUGUCGAGGGACGGGGAAGACGGUGAUGGCACGUGGCCUGCAUGCAAUCUUGCCGCCUAUUGAAGUGGUGGAGGGGAGCAUCUGCAAUGCGGAUCCCAACAAGCCCGAAGAGUGGGAAGAUGGGCUUGCGCAGAGAGUGGAGCGCAAUGAGGAUGGGUCGGUGAAAGUUCGGGUCGUCAAGGCACCCUUUGUACAGGUCCCUCUGGGGAUUACAGAGGAUCGGCUGAUUGGAUCCGUGGACGUGGAAGAGUCGAUGAAAGCAGGGAAAUCGGUUUUCCAGCCGGGUAUUCUCGCGGAGGCACAUAGAGGGGUGCUGUAUGUGGAUGAGCUCAAUUUGUUGGAUGAAGGGAUAAGCAAUCUGUUGCUCAAUGCUCUGGCCGAAGGCAUGAACACAAUUGAAAGGGAGGGAGUGAGCUUCAAACACCCCUGUAAGCCGCUAUUAAUAGCAACGUACAAUCCAGAGGAGGGAAGCCUGCGCGAACAUCUCGCCGACAGAAUAGCAAUGAACCUGAGUGCAGACGUGGCUCUCUCAUUUGAUGAUCGCGUAAGCGCUGUGGAUAUCGCGUCGAGCUUUCAGGAUAGAUCCAGAGAAAUCGUCGAUGAUGCUAAGGAAGCCACCGAGAAUGCUAAAACACAAGUCAUCCUUGCGAGGGAGUGGCUGAAGGAUGUCCAGAUCGGGACAGAGCAGAUCAAAUACCUGGUCACGGAGGCAAUACGUGGUGGCUGUGAGGGUCAUCGGGCAGAGCUCUUUGCCUUACGGGUUGCAAAAGCUUCAGCUGCUCUGGAGGGACGAGAUCGCGUCAAUCCGGAUGAUCUACGGAAAGCCGUACAAUUAGUCAUUCUUCCCCGAUCAACAGUAGUAGACAUGCCGAAUGACGAGCAACAGCAGAAUCCUCCACCACCACCACCUCCACCUCCACAAAAUCAGGAUCAAGACGAGGACCAGGAGGAGGACGAGGAAGAGCAGGAAGAGGAAGACGACGAGGACAAAGAAGAGCAGGCAGAACAGGUGCCCGAGGAGUUUGUGUUUGAUGCAGAGGGAGGUAUAACUGAUCCCAAGCUGUUGUACUUCGCCCAGCAAGCUCAGAGAAGGAAGGGCAAGGCAGGGCGUGCAAAGAAUAUCAUUUUCUCCCAAGAUAGAGGGAGAUACAUCAAACCGAUGCUUCCGAAGGGUCCCAUAACAAGACUAGCAGUAGACGCAACCCUGAGAUCAGCAGCACCCUACCAGCGGCUCAGACGACAAGUGGCAGAAGAAAGAGGUGUGACGAAGAAGGUCUACGUGGAGAACGUGGACUUGAGAGUCAAGCGCAUGGCCAGGAAGGCUGGUGCUCUGGUCAUCUUUGUCGUAGAUGCAAGUGGCAGUAUGGCUCUGAACCGAAUGAAUAACGCCAAAGGUGCGGCUCUUCAGCUACUGGGAGAAAGCUACACAAGUAGAGAUCAGGUCUGCAUCAUUCCCUUCCGUGGCGAGGCAGCAGAGGUUCUUCUUCCCCCAUCCCGGUCGAUCACCAUGGCCAAGAAAAGACUUGACAGAUUGCCAUGUGGAGGUGGUUCCCCACUUGCUCAUGGCCUCACAACGGCUGUGCGCGUGGGAAUGAAUGCCCAAUCCUCGGGCGAUGUAGGGAGGGUGAUGAUUGUCGCAAUCACAGACGGCCGAGCAAAUGUUUCACUAAAGAGGUCACUGGGCGAAAUCGAGUCCGUGGGACCUGAUGCUCCCAAGCCAACUCAGAAGGAGCUCAAGGAUGAAAUCAUCGACAUUGCUGGCAAGAUCUUCAAGUCCGGAAUGUCUCUCUUGGUAAUCGAUACAGAAAACAAGUUCAUCUCCACAGGUUUCGCCAAGGAAAUAGCCAAAAUUGCUCAAGGGAAAUACUACUACCUACCUAAUGCAUCAGAUUCUGUGGUCUCAGCUGCAACACAACAAGCUCUGACAGAGUUCAAGGCCUCAUGAUCUCCUUCGUUCAGAAAUAAAUAAGUUAUUAGAGACGAAACAAAACAAGAAAAGUCCUUUGUAUGAUUGAAUUGGAAGGGCUUCGAUAUCCCAAAUUCCCAAUUAUUCCCAAAAAAACACUGCUUCAAAAAAUGUCUUAAAUUCUUCUUGAGAAAUUUUGACCUUUCGGAAUACACCAAUUUUGGCAACUUGGCAAUUUUGGAAUUCAAGGUAUUGAAAUU